Aspergillus oryzae RIB40 is the source of this 867-nucleotide messenger RNA. RefSeq names its product SDR family oxidoreductase. The transcript has 3 exons. Bases 1 to 867 code for a protein of 288 amino acids. Gene Ontology annotation, molecular function: acylglycerone-phosphate reductase (NADP+) activity; triacylglycerol lipase activity. The record is from RefSeq and is a predicted model, not a curated record. Gene Ontology annotation, biological process: phosphatidic acid biosynthetic process; triglyceride catabolic process. Lineage: Eukaryota; Fungi; Ascomycota; Eurotiomycetes; Eurotiales; Aspergillaceae. Gene Ontology annotation, cellular component: lipid droplet; endoplasmic reticulum.
AUGGCGCAAACAACUUCUUUCGCUCUCGUAGCCGGCUGUAGCAGUGGCAUUGGAAAAGCGCUCGCAGUAGCGUUCGCAGCCCAAGGAGUCACCGUUCUUGCGACCGCCCGACGUGUCGAAUACCUCAAGGAGCUAACAAGCGAGCACGAGAAUAUCGAAGCUUUUGAACUGGAGCUCAGCAGUCCAGAGAGUAUUGCCAAGCUGAAGGAUGCGGUAUCCGAGCGCACCGAUGGCCGGUUAGAUUUCCUGGUCAACAAUGCAGGAACGCAUUACGCAUCCACCGCAAUGGACCUUGAGAUCGAAGAGGUUGAGAAAGUGUUUCAAGUCAAUCUCUUUGCUGUCAUGCGCCUUUGCCAGAUCUUCAUUCCGCUUCUCCGCAACUCACCUCGCGGACGUAUUGUGCAGCUUGGAAGCGUGACAAGGAACGUGCCCAUGGUCUGGCAGGCGCCUUAUAAUGCCUCCAAGGCGGCCCUCAGUCAGUAUUCCAAGACACUCCGCUUGGAGGUCAAGCCUUUUGGAAUAGAGGUCAUUGAGCUUGUCACCGGCUUCGUGCAGAGUAACAUUCUACACCAUGGAAUGCAUGCUCCCGAGACGUCCCUCUAUCUCCCACUCAAGAAGACCAUCGAGGAGAUCAAGUACGAAGGCAACGCAAAUGGCAUGCCGGCAGAUGCUUAUGCGAGAUCCGUGGUUGCGAAGCUGGUGAAGCCACAGGUCAGUGCUGAAAUAUGGGAAGGCGUUCACGCGCGCACUCUUCGAUUACUCGUUACCAUUUUACCACUGCGGCUAUUUCUCGUUGUUUCCUCCCCAAAUAUUCGGCACAUACAAUCUUCCCAGCUUGCAGAUCGCCUUAAGAAGAACUUCGUAUAA